This is a messenger RNA of Leptinotarsa decemlineata (Colorado potato beetle), 1644 nucleotides long. Its product is annotated as beta-1,4-glucuronyltransferase 1. Gene Ontology annotation, biological process: protein O-linked glycosylation via mannose. Gene Ontology annotation, molecular function: glucuronosyltransferase activity. The record is from RefSeq and is a predicted model, not a curated record. Lineage: Eukaryota; Metazoa; Arthropoda; Insecta; Coleoptera; Chrysomelidae. Gene Ontology annotation, cellular component: Golgi apparatus.
CAUUACCGACGUCUGCGUAGAAGCAAUAGUCUAUGUCUGAAGCAUCAGUAAAACCGUGUCAUCGUUUUAAAUUGAAAUUAUCUCUAAAUGAGCGUGGGAUUUGUGAAUAGUGACAUACAUUUAUAAUCCGCCACAAAUCAUAAUUAUGUGAAAUGGGAUGUUAUUUUAAUAUAACGCACUGAGCAAUGUGAACCGAGAAUAUUAAUUACAUACUCGAACCAAAUGAUCCAGGGAACAUGUCGUUUAUGGAAUAUCAGUAUAUCUGCCUUGGUUUUUCUAACAGUUUACAAUGUAAUGCUAACAGUGAAAUUGAUGUACUCUCAAGAAUGUCCAAAACAUCAGAACCUUAUCGAGAAACCACCAAGAAUUGUUUAUCAGCAAUGCGAUAAACAGAAACUCGACGAACAUCUGUUAAAUCUAGAUCUCAAUUUGGGGAGAUGGGACAACAGACACAAGUACAAAUUGUUCGACAACAUAUUAGUAGGUGAUAAAUACGGAGUUUUGAAUGAGGUCUAUAAAACUUGUUUGGCAACACAAAGCUCUCUUGAAAAACUUCUGUCAAUUACAGAAGUUUCGAAUCACUGGAACGGCCCCAUUUCUUUGGCCAUAUUUGCAGCUAGUUCAGAAGAACUGAAUUCGUUACUACUGUAUAUUACGUAUUUGAGAAGAUGUGACAGCAAGAUCAAAGACAGGGUGAGUUUUCAUUUGGCACUCACAGAGGAGCGCCGACCAAAAAAUUUCAAUAUAGACCUUGAUAAACUCGAGCAGUUCACAUGUGAGAAUCCUAGUGAAGUGUUGCAACACUUGAUGACAGAAUUGAACAGAGGAGGUCAAAACAAAUGGAGGUCAAAAUUACCAUAUCCUCAGAAUCAUCUGAGAAAUUUGGCAAGGAAAAAUUGCCAGACCAAAUAUGUCUUCCUGACAGAUGUCGAUAUUAUUCCUAGUAAGGGUAUGGCAGAGAGUUUGGAUGUAUUUUUAGAUAAUACAGACUGUAAUGGACAAUGCGCAUAUGUAGUACCUACAUUUGAGUUGGACGCAAGAGUUCACUUUCCCCACAAUAAGACUGACUUGAUUCGAUUAGUAGAUAAGGGUCUAGCAAGGCCGUUUCAUCACAAAGUUUUUAUUUAUAAUCAAUAUGCAACAAAUUUCACAAGAUGGCAGAGUAAUGUAAACGAGGGACCUGAUAUUCACAUAAGUCAUCCUGUGACAAAUUUCGAAUUUCUCUAUGAACCUUUUUAUAUUUCACCCGACACAGUACCGGCACAUGAUGAACGUUUUAUUGGGUAUGGAUAUACGAGAAACAGUCAGGUUUACGAAAUGUUCGUCGCGGGCUACGAGUUUUUGGUCCUGUCGCCAAUUUUCACUUGUCACUGGGGAUUGCAGGUUAAGCGGUCUCGACCACCAUGGAGAGAACACCAAAACAAUUUGAACAGAAAGCAGUUUGAUGGUUUCAAAAGGGAAAUCUUUGCAAAAUAUAAUAAAGAUCCUUUAAAUAUGAUGAUUUCUCGAAAAACAUAGCUUCAAAAAUCAACAAAAGUAUACUAUGAUUUGACGAAGAGAAUGAAUCAUAUUAAUGAAGAAAAGGGAAAUGAAACUUUCUAUGUUUUUUACCACUUUUAUUCGCAACUAACUUAUACAAGUAUA